Molecule: messenger RNA, 1632 nt
Organism: Penicillium canariense
Lineage: Eukaryota; Fungi; Ascomycota; Eurotiomycetes; Eurotiales; Aspergillaceae
Exons: 2
Coding region: 1-1632 (543 amino acids)
Biological process (GO): transmembrane transport
Molecular function (GO): transmembrane transporter activity
Source: RefSeq, a predicted model, not a curated record
AUGCACGAUCCUCUUCCCAUCCCCGGAACGGUCCAGCAGGUGGAUGUAGACCACACCCUGCGCCUGAGACAUAAUAAAGAGCAACAAGAUAUCGUCCUGAUUCCUCUCCCAAGUUCUCAUCCCGAUGACCCUCUCAAUUGGUCCCGCUAUCGCAAAUUGCUCAGCAGCACCUGUCAAAUGGCCUGGUGCUUCUUCGCGGCCGCCCUCAUCAGCGGUCUGUCAUCCUCCUAUCUCCUGAUCUCCCAGGACACGGGUAUUUCCGUGGCAGAUCUCAGCACAGGAAAUGGCCUCAUGUAUCUCUUCAUGGGCUGGGGCACUUUGUUGACCCAAAACCUUGCGCAGGACUUUGGUCGUCGGCCGGUCCUGUUGGUUGGCAUGCUGGGGUCAUCGCUGUUGCAGAUCUGGUCUGCGUAUAUAACUUCGGUGGGUGAAUGGUACGCCAAUCGAAUUCUUCUUGGCAUUUUUGUUUCACCUCAAGAAGCCUUGAUCGAGCUCUGUAUUGCGGAUAUCCACUUUGCCCAUGAUCGAGGUUUCCACAUGGGUAUUUACAACUGGACUUUGUGGUGCGGUGCUUUCCUGUCACCGAUCGCUGGUGGCUUUGUUGCUGAGAGGUUUGGCUGGAGAUGGAUCCAAUAUAUCCUGGCCAUUAUCUGUCUCUGCUUCACAGUUGCAACGUUCUUCUGCUUUGAAGAGACGAUGUUCUUCCGCCAAGUGAAUAUUCAGGAACCGAUAUUUUCCACUCCCAAAGACAGUAGCACUCUGGAGUCUUCGCGAUACACCGACGGCAAAAUUGAAUCCGAAUCCAAAAAGCCAGACAGUCCAGGGGUUGCUCCUGUCGACUCUGAAGAGAGUUACCCAAUCAAAACAUACGCGCAGAAGCUGAAAUUGUGGGGAUUAAGAUAUCCUUCUCAGCCCUUCAACUUCUCUCGGUCAAUCAUUCUUUCCUUCCGACUUUUAUGCUUCCCCACGAAUAUCUUUUCCGGCCUUCUGGUGGGAAGUAUUCUCGCCUGGUACAAUGUUUUGGGAGGCUCCUUGGCGGAAGUUCUGGGCGGUGCCCCCUACAACUUUACCACGGAGGAGAUUGGUCUUACCUACUUCGCAAGUGUGAUAGGAGUCUCGAUUGGAUGCUACUUCAGCGGCUGGCUGAGUGAUAUCCUUGCCAUCAGGCUGGCUAGAAGAAGACAUGGUAUUAAGGAACCCGAAGACCGUCUCUGGAUGUUUUUGAUUCCACUCCUCGCUCAUCCUCUAGGUUGCCUUCUUUAUGGCGUUGGGGCGAGCCACCAUAUUCCAUGGAUUGGAGUGGUCAUCGGAAUAGCCUUCAUCUGCAUCACUCUCCCGAUGGGAUCUGGCCUAGCCAUUACCUAUAUCAUUGACAGUCAAAAGGAGCUAGCUGGAGAGUCGAUUGUGACUGUUAUUCUGAUCCGUAACACAAUUGGUUUUGCUUUUGCAUAUGCAGUCAAUCCCAUGAUUACCAACAUGGGGCUGCAGAAUACCUUUAUUCUGAUUGCAGUGCUGGGGGUAGUUUUCUGGAGUGGUUGUUUGCUAUGGAUUAAAAUUGGGAAAGCGGCUCGGACAUCCAUUGCCAAAUCCUACUGGAAUCUGGUUGAAAGCCACGGACUUACUGCUCACUGA